GGCGUGGGAAACCUAACCUUCAACAGUAAGGAUGUCUCCAAUAUGAGGACACACUUGAGGGCAGGACUACGGUACAGAGACAUGGAUGCUGUCCUAGAGUAUUUUCAGAAGUUGCAAGCCGAGAGCCCUAGCUUCUUCUAUGCUAUCAAGCUAGAUGCUGAGAAUGCUGUAAGGGGGUUGUUUUGGGUUGAUGGCAGAUCAAGGGAGUUGUACAAGUGCUUCAGGGAUUGCAUAUUCUUUGACACGACGUUCUGCACUAACCGGUACAACAUGCCCUUUGCACCAAUUGUUGGGAUCAACAAUCAUGCCCAAAGCAUCCUACUAGGUUGUGCUCUGCUUCCGGAUGAGACUACUGAAACAUUUGUGUGGGUGCUUCAAACGCUCAAGGAUGCAAUGGGUGGAAUAGCACCAACCAACAUCAUGACUGACCAGGAUAGGGCCAUGAAAGCUGCAAUAGCACAGGUAUUCCCUUCUACAACACAUAGGUGCUGCAAGUUUCAUGUGGUCAGCAAAGCUUGUGAGAAGUUUGGUUGGUUAAUUAGAAACAACCCAGAAUUUGCAGAUGAGUUUGACUAUUGCAUCAACUUCACCGAGUCUCCAGAGGAGUUUGAGACGUUGUGGCAUAACAUAGGGGUGAAGUAUGAUAUGCAUAGCAAUGAUCAUUUUCAGAACAUGUCUUCAACCAAGUCUAUGUGGGCACCUGCAUAUUUCAAGAAAUGCUUCUUUCCCUUCACAAGCACAACAGGAAGAUCUGAGAGUAUGAAUGCAUUAUUCAAGACAAUGGUGCACCCACAGGACUCAGUGUUGCAGUUCCUUACCCAAUAUGAGUACAUAAUGGAAACAAGGAUUGAGAAGGAGUAUCGAGAAGCAGCAAAAGGUGAAACGACAAAUCCACCGCUGUGGGGGAGGUCUCAAAUUGAGAAGCAAGUAUCUAAGUUCUACACUAGAAGUAUUUUCUUCAAGUUUCAAGAGUUGCUGCGUGAUUCCACGGCAUUAACUAUAGAUUCGAUUGCUAAAGAGGGAAGCCAAAUGACAGUGCAGGUGUUGAAACGAGUAUACAAGGAAGGUGAGGUGACAUUGAAAACAUACAAUGUUGCUGCGAAUCAGGGGUCUGAAACAUACACUUGCUCUUGCAACAUGUUUGACCAAGAUGGUCUCCUAUGUCCUCACAUCCUGAAAGUCUUUACUACACUUGAUGUGCAACAUGUACCGCAGAAGUAUCUGCUGCACAGGUGGUCUGAAGAAGCUACGCUGAAAGUUCCUCAACAUUUGUCAGGUCCUGAACCAGUGUUUGGUGUUCCAGCGACAAAUAAGCUGAGGUACAAUGCAUUGUGUAGGAAAAUGACACAGCUGGCUGCUGAUGCUUGUGUGGGUCCAGAAGAGUACAUGGUGGGUUCACAAGGGAUCGAUCAUUUGAGGGAAAAGGUGAAGGAAACCACGAAAGCAUUGAUUUCAAGACAAAAUGAUCCCCCAAAUGUAGUUGAGGGUGCAAAGGAGGUGGAGAGAGGGGUGAAACAAACAAAGUUCAAGAACCCUCCAGCAAAAGAUCCACAAGGGAGGCCUAGGAACAAGGUUGACCGUAAGAAGACCAUUGUACAACAAGUGAAAGAAAAAGCAAUAAAGAAGAACAAGUCCAAGGCUAAGAAAGACAAAGCCAAAGAGUCGGUGUGCUUGGUAUGCCACGAAGAAGGCCACGGUGUGGAGACGUGCAAGUUCUUAUCGGCAGCAAUGCACCUAAGGGACACAGAGUUAAAGCUGUAG
Molecule: messenger RNA, 1761 nt
Organism: Sorghum bicolor (sorghum)
Lineage: Eukaryota; Viridiplantae; Streptophyta; Magnoliopsida; Poales; Poaceae
Product: protein FAR1-RELATED SEQUENCE 5
Exons: 2
Coding region: 43-1761 (572 amino acids)
Biological process (GO): regulation of DNA-templated transcription
Molecular function (GO): zinc ion binding
Source: RefSeq, a predicted model, not a curated record